Salarias fasciatus (jewelled blenny) is the source of this 3028-nucleotide messenger RNA. Its product is annotated as NXPE family member 3-like. The record is from RefSeq and is a predicted model, not a curated record. Bases 323 to 2158 code for a protein of 611 amino acids. The transcript is spliced from 12 exons. Lineage: Eukaryota; Metazoa; Chordata; Actinopteri; Blenniiformes; Blenniidae.
AGUUGUUUCCCCUUCUCAGGCUCUCUGCGUGGCUGUACAACUAUCCAUGACUCCUUCACUUGGCUCACUUUAUUUUACCCUGUUUCUACACCCCUUGCUGGUGUGCUUUGGCUUGGCUCAGCCAUCCAGCCGGACUGGAACGACGAGGGAUCCCGAGUCCACGAACUGUGGGUCCCCAGUCAAGCCAGAUCCCUUGGGGAUGGUGAUCCAUUGGUUGCAGUGACGUGUUGUCACGUGUAUAAAUCCUGUUUGUCCUGUGGCUUUGUCUUGAGUCCUCGCCAUCAUGAACAGGAAGUCAAACAUAGGAUAUCUCUCACUGUAGAUGAAGAUCAGUUUCAGGAUUUUUCAGUGCUUACGCACUUCCUCAACUGACUCUCCUCUGAGAUUGCCCAUGAGAAGGAAUAGUUGGAAAAGUCAAUUUUUUGGACAGAUUCUCUUUGACCUCAUUCCUCAAAUACAAUUCCAAACCACCAGAGGAUUAGGACUGCUCACCAUGAAGUUGAUCCACCUGAAACAUGCCAUCACAUUUCUAUUCCUAUUCCUGACUAUGUGUGUCUUCAUCUUCAUAAUGAGAAUGACUAAGAAUAUUCCGAAGGUUGAGGAUGAAGUUGACCCCAUCACUGCCACUCUACAAGUUUCCACUCAUCACCAGAGGAAUCACAGCUUCUGUUCCUUCCGACAUCUUUCUCCUGAAGAGGCAGUUGAGGAAAACCUCAUAUUAAACUCUAUUGCUUGGCCCGAAACUCCGCCUCUGCUGCCUCCUCGUUCAAUAAAUGACACCAGCGAUCCGGCCCACAGCAGCUUCAUCAUUCUCCCAAAGGAGGGAGGAGGACAGAGGAUCGUUGGGGAUCAGCUGCAUGUCAGGAUCACAAUGUUCGACUACCACGGUCGCCCUAAGAAAUAUGGAGGUGAUGUCUUACUUGUUCGACUGCACAGCCCUGCUCUUGAUGCAGGUGUUGCAGGUCAAGUGUUGGACCAUCUCAACGGCACCUACUCUGUUGUUUUCCCUUUACUCUGGGAAGGAUCUGCCCAGGUGGAGGUGACUCUGAUUCACCCCAGUGAGGCAGUCGCCGUGCUCCACAGGCUGAUCUAUGACCAGCCUGAUCAGAUUGCUUACAACGCCCUGUUCAGGUCAGGUUCAGUCAAAGAAACCACCAUCUGCAACAUCUGCAUGCGUCCGACCCAGCAUCCCCUCUGUGACUACACUGACGUCCGUACAGGAGAACCGUGGUUCUGCUACAAGCCAAAAACGCUGAGCUGUGAUCACAGGAUCACUCACACAGCAGGACCAAUCACAGGGAAAGGCCUUCGAAAAAACAUUUUGUUUCAAAGAGGCAUGAACCUAAAAGUCUUCAUUGGAGCGUCAGGACCUGCUCAAGUCACUGUGCUAUCAAAAAAGGAAGAUCAACCAGAGGCGAGAAGCAGAAGUGUGUCUGAAGCAGCAGGUUAUUACUACAAAGGUGUUUGGCAAUCACUGCGUGACACUCCAGUUCACCAGUUCAACACAAAAUCAGCCAUCACUCAGUGUCUGAGACACAAGGAGAUCCACAUGUAUGGAGACUCCACGGUCAGGCAGUGGUUUGAAUACCUCCUCAAAGUACAACCAGAUCUCCACCAGUUUGACCUGCACAACCUGGCGCAGUCCGGCCCAUUGUUGGCUCUGGACUAUAAGAAUAACAUCAAGGUGACUUUCCGCAGCCAUGGUCCUCCAAUCCGUUUCACUGUCUCAAGCAGUGAGAUGCGUUACAUUGCCAAUGAACUGGACGGAGUCGCUGGAGGAGCCAACACUGUCAUCAUUUUUGGCAUCUGGGCACAUUAUGGCACUUUCCCCGUUGAGAUCUACUUCCGGCGACUGAUGAGCAUUCGGAAGGCAGUGUUGCGCCUGUUGACCAGGGCUCCAGACACUCUGAUCAUCAUCAGAACUCCAAACCCCAAGAGCUUAGCACGAUUUGAGGAGUUUUCUGCCAGUGACUGGUAUUCCAUUCAACAAGACAAGGUUCUUCGUGCCAUAUUCAAAGGAAUAAACGUUCAUCUGGUGGAUGCCUGGGAAAUGACUCUGGCCCACUGGCUGCCUCACAACACCCACCCUGAACCUCCCAUUGUUAAGAAUAUGAUGAAUGUUAUAUUGUCCUACAUUUGUUCAGGAAAUAGCAAUUAGUGUCUGGUGAGCAGAGACGGAAGGCUGUGAAGUGUAUUUACUUCUGUGUUGCUGUAACUGAGUAAAAUUUGGAGUCUUUUGUAAUUUUCAAGUCCUCGUUGAAAAACGUAAUGUUACAUUAUGUUUUUCGAACAGCACUUGAAAAUUACAAAUGACUCAAAAAUGCACUGAAGGACAUUUUGACAAGUAUAUUUUUGACUUACAUUGGAAAUCCCUCAAGCUACUGAGUGAAAAAUAUGGAGUAGGCCAGUGUGUUGUGCAGGGCAUUUUAUUUCAGUUCUUGUGUCAGCAUUCUGUUUCUUCAUUCUUUUAAAAAAAAAAAAAAAAAUCAAUAUUUUAUGUUUCUCUAAAAAGGAAAAAGAGUACAGUUUGUCAUUAAGGAAUUGUUCAAGAUUUUCUGUGUUGUGGAUAUUUGGCUUUUGUUUUAUUUUACUGUUUUUCUUUCCAUUCAGUUUCAUGAUUGAGGUGAAGAAAAUCAGACAGACUGUCAAAUUCACAUUCUGUGCCACUUAUUGUGCUUGAAAAUAUUCUAUGUCUGAAAAAGUUUAUACCUCCUGAAAGGUUGUAAACAUUAUGCAGUUCAUUUGUCAACAAACUGGUUGUUUUGAAACCAUUGUGAGUGUCGUGGACACCUUGAGUUUGGCUUCCGUGCCAUUUAGAAGUCUGCUUUAGUGGCUUUCAUUUGCUGUAUAGCUGCAGUUUUUAUGGGUGAAGAAAAAAAAAAAAAACAUGGACCAUAGAAUUCAGAAUUCGUGUCACUUAUUGUGCAUGAAAAUGUUUUAUGGGGUGGUCUGAAGAAUUCAUACACAUAAUCCUUCCUGUAAUAUUCCUCAUUGAAUGUUGAUUAAAAGCAGUAGUGUUGUGACUGCA